Messenger RNA from Puntigrus tetrazona (Sumatra barb), 1293 nucleotides. RefSeq lists its product as uncharacterized. The transcript is spliced from 6 exons. The record is from RefSeq and is a predicted model, not a curated record. Bases 63 to 1052 code for a protein of 329 amino acids. Lineage: Eukaryota; Metazoa; Chordata; Actinopteri; Cypriniformes; Cyprinidae.
AAACGGAUCACAGUGGGUGCUGCACACUUGUUCAGAAAUUACACUUAAAAUCUUUUACCGGAAUGGCAGCGCUCCAGCUUCAGACGGUCAUCAUGGCUGGGAUGGUACUCAUGUCUUUGGGACCUUGUAUGGCCUUUCGGACGACAGGAAAUGUUGCUUUGAAUCGUGCGACCCACCAGUCUGUUGACUUGAGCAAAAACACGGCUUUCAAAGCUGUCGACGGAAACCGAGCAACAAAUUUAGCAAAUGAUUCCUGCACUUACAUUACUACAAAAAGAAACCCCUGGUGGAGAGUAACCCUGCCACAGCCGUACAAAAUUGUGAUGGUUUCUAUCACCAACCGGGGGGACUGUUGUGCUGAUAGAAUCAACGGAGCUGAGAUUCGUAUUGGGAACAGCCUCGUCAAUGACGGCAACCAGAAUCUGCUGGUUGCAAAAGUGUAUUCCAUGCAGCCUGGGAAAACACAGAAGUUCAAGUUCAGCCCCGUAGAGGGACAGUACGUAAAUGUGCUCCUACCAGGAGUGGACCGCAUUCUGACAUUAUGUGAAGUAGAGGUGUACGCAGUCUCUGAAGACAUGGUAGCAAUGAUGCAGUCCGAGAGGAUCAACGUGGCACCGAGUGGACGAGCCACCCAGUCCAGCGUGAAUCGAGGCGCUACAGCAUGCCUGAGUCUUGCACAAAAUGCCGUUGAUGGCAAUCGGCAGUAUGACCUAUUGAAAGGCUCUUGCUCUCAAACGGACACUGAAAGUAAUCCCUGGUGGAGAGUGGAUUUGAUGAAGGCGUAUAAAAUUGCAUCAGUGGCUCUUACAAACCGCGGGGACUGCUGCUCUGAACAGCUGAACGGAGUGGUGAUUCACAUCGGAGAUUCACUAGAGUCUGAGGGCCGUGCAAACCCUGUGUGUGUUAAAGUGUCCUUCAUCCCUGCGGGAGGGACAGCGACGUUCAGGUGUGGCGGUGUGCUUCCAGGCCGUUAUGUGACUCUGGCUCUCCCCGGCGAAAACAGGACUUUGUCCUUGUGUGAAGUGGAGGUGUUUGGGGUUCCAUUUGAGUAAUAUAGAUAAUUCUUCUUUUAAGCAGGCACAUUAAGCCUAUUUGGCUUAAUCGUUCUGAUAGUAUUUGUACCUACACCCUUACUAUCUAUAACGGUUACAAUUAUUUGCAUGAGGAACAAAACCCAUUGUCUUAAAGUUUAAAAAAUAACAUGAAAAUAAUUUCUCCCAGUUAAAUAUACACGAUAAUGUGAAUGUUAUGCCAUUUGUAUCAGAUUUGUGAAUAAAAAUUGCAUUCAUACCA